Messenger RNA from Daldinia caldariorum, 2046 nucleotides. Its product is annotated as fungal-specific transcription factor domain-containing protein. Gene Ontology annotation, biological process: DNA-templated transcription; positive regulation of transcription from RNA polymerase II promoter by galactose. NCBI's taxonomy places the organism in Eukaryota, Fungi, Ascomycota, Sordariomycetes, Xylariales, Hypoxylaceae. Gene Ontology annotation, molecular function: zinc ion binding; RNA polymerase II cis-regulatory region sequence-specific DNA binding; DNA-binding transcription factor activity, RNA polymerase II-specific. The transcript has 5 exons. Gene Ontology annotation, cellular component: nucleus. The coding region runs from base 1 to 2046 and encodes 681 amino acids. The record is from RefSeq and is a predicted model, not a curated record.
AUGUUCCACAAUUUCAAAAGCCACCGGAAAACGAGCCCAUCACCGCCGGCACCAGCUCGCCUCAAUAAGUCGUGCUCGGAAUGCACCAGGCGAAAGGUCAAGUGUGAUGGUGGCCACCCAUGUAGCUCUUGCACGUAUUACAAGGUCUCACAUCUAUGUAACUAUCGGCAGCGAAAUAAGAGGAAUGCUGUCAGCAGGAGUACCCUUGAGGAGGUGUCAGAUCGACUAAGAUCACGGACAGAGAUUCUCGAACAACUAUUCCCCAACACGCCCGUGGACGAGCUCAUUGGCAAGAGUCGCGAUGAAUUGCUCGACAUCCUGCGCGUAGAAUUAACUCCUAAAGGGGCGUCGGUUGACUUGUUUAGCCGGCCUGCUGAAUAUGCUGAGGCAGCUGAUGAUUCUGCUCAAGUAUCUGAAAAUGGAGAACCUGUGGCUGAUCGGCAAUGGAACGAGUCAAGAAACCAGGCGCCUAUUAUGCAGGCUGCCGAUGAUAUCAACGCUAUCAAUCUUGCAACUGACAAACACCGCCGCUCUUAUCUUGGUGUGACUUCAAUCAGUGCCAUUCUCCGAACAAUUUUCCGAUUGUGUCCCUCUGCAAAGCAUCGCGUUGCCGAGCAAGCCAAGAGAUGGUCCGAGAAUCCUAUUCAGCCCCAACCUUACCAUCAAUCUCAACUUGUACUGUCUAUGAGCGGUGAAUCCGCUACCCACCUUCUCAAAGAGCAACGGUGUAUCGACUUUUACUUCGAACACAUCCACCCAAUCGUCCCUAUGCUGGAUGAAGAAGACUUCCGGAAUUCUUACUCCUUGAAGCACCGCAGAGAUGCCGGCUGGCUUGGUCUGCUAAAUAUGGUGAUCACUCUCGGCUCCAUAGCCUCUGGAAGUGAUACCCUCCAUGAGCAGUACUACGAACAGGCGCGGAAUUACUUAGACCUUGAUAGCUUCGGUUCUGGGAACUUAGAAAGCCUGCAGGCCCUCUGUUUGUUGGGCGGACUCUACUUACACUAUCGAAAUGCCCCGAAUAUGGCCUAUGCUAUCCUCGGCGCUGCGCAUCGUGUUGCCAUCGCUCUAGGGCUACAUAGGGAGUCAAGACAUCGAAAUACCCAUGCGACUAGAACUCAGGAAGAUAAAACGUCGCCCAAGCAGAGCCGGGCCGAGACGAAACGUAGAACAUGGUGGAGUUUGUUCUGCCUAGAUACUUGGGCAAGUAUGACCCUAGGUCGGCCAACAUGUGGCAGAUGGGACAGUAGGACAAUGGACACCCCGUUCCCUACUCUUCUAACUGAAAAUGACUACAUGGCAAUGUCAUUAUGUGCUAGCCUCCAGUUCUGCCUAAUAUCCAACCGCAUACAAAAUCGCUUCGCACGACUCAAUCGACUUACCAUGACCGAGAUAACUUCUUUUGACGAAGAAUUGCAAGCGUGGUAUGCCUCCACACCUCUAAUCUUUCGGUCAAUGUCAAACUCAUCAUCGCGCUUCACUAUUGCGCGGGAAUUCAUGCGCAAUCGGUACCUAAAUAUACGUUUAAUUCUACUGCGAUCUCUGAUAUUAUACUUUAUACAUAAUCGCAUUCAUAAGGAUCAGCUCGGCGCCCAAGAGCUUCAAAUAAUUGAUACAUGCCGACUUGCGGCCGGUGAAGCCAUUGAUUCGAUAGCACUCCAUUGGACGCCGAACAGAAUCCACGUCUGGAACUCGGCUUGGUACCUCUUCCAAGCCUGCAUGGUUCCCCUGCUAUUCAUUGUGAUUGAACAGCCGCGUCCAGAUACGAAUGCCGAAUCGCUAGCCUCUGCUCGCGCAAGUCUGGUCAAAGCGCUUGAAACUUUCUCGGAAAUGAAACCGUGGAUGCGGGCUUCCGAUAGAGCAUCGGACAUAAUCUCAGCGAUAUAUGAAGCAAUUACCGGCGAGGUUGAAGUCGCUGGCAAAACUCCGUACCAGGAUGGAGACUCGAGUUUCUUCGGCUGGUAUGAUGAACAGCUUGCUGCCGACCUGGACUGGGGUUCAUUUCUGAUGGACGAUGAUCUCCAAGGAGCUUUCCUCACAGUUCAAUAA